Molecule: messenger RNA, 1420 nt
Organism: Corythoichthys intestinalis (scribbled pipefish)
Lineage: Eukaryota; Metazoa; Chordata; Actinopteri; Syngnathiformes; Syngnathidae
Product: E3 ubiquitin-protein ligase TRIM35-like
Exons: 1
Coding region: 173-937 (254 amino acids)
Biological process (GO): protein ubiquitination
Cellular component (GO): cytoplasm
Molecular function (GO): zinc ion binding; ubiquitin protein ligase activity
Source: RefSeq, a predicted model, not a curated record
UCUGGACUGCUUCAAAUCCACAUUAAAAACUUAUACGGAGAGACGGCGUCUUCUCGAAAACCAUGGCCGGAAGACUGGAGGACCAUCUUCAAUGUCCGACCUGUCUGGACGUCUUCAAAGAUCCUGUCAUUCUGCCGUGCAGUCACAGCUUCUGCCAUGAGUGUCUGCAGCAAUGGAAGGACAAGGAGAGCGAUCAUGUCCAGUCUUUAGGACACAAUUUAGGUCGAUGGAUCCAUAUUUGAAUUUGGCACUGAAGAAUCUGUGUGAAAACAUGACACCCGCCUCAGUCGAGUCAGAAGACAUCUGCAGCUUGCACCAGGAGGAACUCAAACUCUUUUGUUUGGACCAGCAGCAGCUCGUGUGCCUCGUCUGCAGAGACACAAAAAUCCACGCUGGCCUACAGAAUGCCAAGGAAAGACUCAAAGACUAUAAUAACUGUAGCGAGACCUGCAAUGAAAAAGCAGAAUGCAAGAUUAAGAAGGAUUUUGAGGAGCUUCGUCGCUUCCUUGACAUUCAGGAGGAGACCAGGUUGGCUGAUGUCUGGGAGGAAGAGAAGAUGAAAACUCAGACCAUAACGGAGAAGAUUGUGGCUCUCGACAUACAAAUGGCCGCUCUCUUGGACGUGAUCAGAAGCACAGCAGAGCAGUUACCAUCUCAUGACGUUUCCUUCUUGAAGAAUGUCUGGACUGCGAUGAACAGAAUUCAAGAGCCGCCCAAUGAACCGGAGCUGCUCCGAGGAGCUCUGUUGGACGAAGCCAAACACGUGGGCAACCUCAAGUUCAACGUGUUGGAACGGAUGAAGGAGACACUCUCCUACAGUUCCGUCAUUCUAGACCCCAACACGGCUCAUCCUGUAUACAGUCUGACCAAAGAUUUGACUAGUCUGAGUACGGCAGAAGAAGCACAGCAGCGUCCAAAAAAAUCCAGAGUGGAGUAAUUGGCAUUUAGUGCUGGGUUGUGCUUUGGACUCGCAAAGACACAUCUGGGACGUUGAGGUGGGAGACAACAAUGAUUGGCAGGUGGGCGUUGCGUGGGAGGACCCUUGUUUUCCAGAUAAAAUACUCACUUGGCGCAUCGAAUUUCGCGAUGGUAAAUACACAAAUCCUUCUGCAACAGACUGAGCAUGGAAUCUGCCUGUCAAAGACCGGAGGUUCCGAGUUGAUGUGGACAGGAAUGAAAGGUCAGUUUCAUUCUCUCAACCUCUCACAAACACUGAAUUGUGCAGCCAAAAGAAUAUAUCCGAUUGGCUAGAGUUGUACGGUAUCACCAAAAUAUUUCCUUAUUUUCACACAACAAGUAAAAGUCCUCUGAAAAUAAUCCCCUUGUCGCUUUGUGUUACGACUCCAAUGAGUUAAUGGUCUUGUUGACACGGCUUGAUUUCUUGGAUAAUAUGAUCUGAAUAAUUUUCUUUUUGACAUGA